Messenger RNA from Hordeum vulgare subsp. vulgare (domesticated barley), 2125 nucleotides. RefSeq names its product hexokinase-7. Lineage: Eukaryota; Viridiplantae; Streptophyta; Magnoliopsida; Poales; Poaceae. The record is from RefSeq and is a predicted model, not a curated record. Gene Ontology annotation, cellular component: mitochondrion; cytosol. The transcript is spliced from 8 exons. Gene Ontology annotation, molecular function: D-glucose binding; ATP binding; glucokinase activity. Bases 475 to 1866 code for a protein of 463 amino acids. Gene Ontology annotation, biological process: glycolytic process; glucose 6-phosphate metabolic process; intracellular glucose homeostasis.
GAAGGUUCAAAGCAGCAGCACUCUUUGCGACGGCCUCUGUGAGUUGGUCGUGAUCGUCCGCAGCCUCCUCGAAUCGAAGCAAAACAACAAGAUAAGCACGAGCUUUCCGAAGCCGACGCAGCCUCCAAUCUACCCCGUCAAUAUCCAUCCGACCCGUCCUCGUAAUCCAGCCUUUCCUCGGUCGCUUUCUCCACCGGGGAUCCGUCGGUAUUAUAAAUUCAGCGCCGAGCGCCUCCUCCUGCUCCUCCCAGUUUUUCACGAACUACAACCCAAACCCAAGAAAGAAAAGAAGACCACCAUUAUAUACGGCUCACGGGACAACGCCCCCGAAGAAGUUUAUCAGCGACCUUCUUUUCCUGCCCCUCGCUUGCUGUCGAUCGCCGUUCCUGUGUGGACGUUCCUGUGUGGAGUCCUGAUAGCGGAACCUCGCAUUUACGAUUCUCUUGGUUGAGGUUCUCGGACCCCGGUUGGAUCAUGGUGGCGGCGGUCGACGAGGCGGCGGAGAAGGUGGUAGCGCAGCUCCGGGAGGAGUGCGCGACCCCGGCGACGCGGCUGGAUGGCGUGGCGACGGCCAUGGAGGAGGAGAUGAGGGCUGGGCUGCACGAGGAGGGCAGCAGCAAGAUCAAGAUGAUUAUCUCCUACGUCGACAACCUCCCCAACGGGAGUGAAGAAGGCUUGUUCUACGCACUGGACCUUGGAGGAACAAAUUUCCGCGUGCUUCGUGUGCAGCUUGCUGGCAAGGACAAGCGCGUCGUCAAGCAUGAAUCCAGGGAGGUCUCUAUUCCUCCUCAUCUCAUGUCAGGCAGUGCUGCGGAGUUGUUUGGCUUCAUCGCGUCCGCGCUAGCCAAGUUUGUUGCGGACGAAGGACAUAACAAAGUGUUGGACGGCAAGCAGAGGGAGCUGGGCUUCACCUUCUCUUUCCCUGUGAGGCAGUCGUCCAUCGCGUCGGGCACUCUGAUCAAGUGGACAAAGGCGUUUGCCGUCGAUGACGCGGUCGGUGAAGAUGUAGUCGCGGAAUUGCAGACUGCCAUGGAGAAGCAAGGUGUCGACAUGCGCGUGUCUGCGUUGAUAAACGACACCGUAGGGACACUGGCUGCGGGCAGCUAUAACGAUGAAGAUGUUGUCAUCGGUGUGAUAUUAGGUACUGGCUCAAAUGCCGCAUAUGUAGAAAAGGCAAAUGCCAUACCCAAGUUGGAAGGAGAGUUACCAAAAUCAGGAAAUAUGGUUAUAAAUACCGAAUGGGGUAACUUCUCUUCUUCAUGCCUUCCAAUCACAGAAUAUGAUCAAGCAUUAGACAAGGAGAGCCUAAAUCCUAGAGAGCAGAUCUUUGAAAAGUUAAUUUCUGGAAUGUAUCUUGGCGACAUUGUGAGGCGAGUGCUUCUUAAAAUCGCCUCACAGUCUUCGAUUUUUGGUCCCAUCAAGCACACCAGGCUCAAAACUCGCUUGAUUCUGAGGACUCCUGAUAUUUCCGCGAUGCACCAUGAUGAAACCCCUGAUCUGAGGAUUGUAGCCGAAACACUGGCAGAAACCCUGAAGAUCAAAGACACGUCCUUGGAGACUCGGAAGAUGGUCGUUGAAAUCUGCGACAUUGUGACCAGUAGGUCUGCCCGGCUGGCUGCAGCUGGGAUUGUGGGGAUAAUCAGGAAGAUUGGUAGGGGCACACCAGGCGACAAAAGGAAGACAGUCAUCGCCAUCGACGGCGGGCUGUUUGAGCAUUACGCCAAGUUCCGGCAGUGCCUGGAGAGCACGCUGGUGGAGCUGCUUGGCGAGGAGGCGUCGGAGUUUGUCGCGGUCAAGCUCACAAAGGAUGGUUCGGGCCUCGGAGCUGCCCUGAUUGCGGCUGCUCACUCUCAGUACCUCAACUGAUCAAGUUCGAGGUUUUCUCAGACAGUGACUGUUGUUAUUUGACUGUAAUGUUCUACUGUUCUUUGUACAUUUCAAAGAAGCUUGAUGUGCCUCUGUCAAACUAAUGUUCAAUCAGAAUGGGCCUGAUAUGUUUGCUGUUGCAAGCUGGAGUGUCUUCAGUUCGUAACUGAAGCACUGUGGUGUUGACUUUCCAGAAGUGGAAGACCUUGUGUAGCCGAUUUUAAAAUAGAUGGGAAACGGUUUCAUUGCCACCGGAUAA